Caenorhabditis angaria is the source of this 3795-nucleotide messenger RNA. The record is from the annotation of a GenBank genome assembly. NCBI's taxonomy places the organism in Eukaryota, Metazoa, Nematoda, Chromadorea, Rhabditida, Rhabditidae.
AUGUCAACCUCACUUAUCAUAACUCUACUCAGCUUCUGCCUGAUUUCUUCCACUAUUUCUCGUGUUACUCACAUCGAAGAAUGCGGAAUAUCACGUGGAUGUUGGAGACUUCCAUUGGGUUGUAAAACAUCGGAAGAUUGUUCGACAAUGAUAACUUGGAAGCAUGAGAGAAGGCAUUUGAUUGUGGAAAUUGAAUCGAAAUUGGUGAAAGCGGGACAGUGGAUUGGGUUUGGAUUUUCCAAGGAUGAUCAGAUGGUGAGUUGAGAAUCGUGAGGAAUAUUAAAUUAGGAAAAAAAUAAUUUUAUUCAAUUUUAUCUUGGUAGGAAUUUAGAAGAUCUGAAAGUUUAGGUUAAGAUUUUGGAACAGCUUAAAUUGGGCUUGAAAAUCUGGAUGUUGAGAAAUUUGAGGCUUAGUUUUUGACAAGCCUAAGGUUUGGCCUAGAAGUUUGUAUCUCAACCAGUUUGCCUAGAUUAGGCCUGAAAAUUUGGAUCUCAUUCAGUUAGAGGCCCAUUUUAAACGAGCCUAGAUUAGGCCGGAAAAUCUGGAUUUUAAGAAAUUUGAGGAUCAAUUUUGACGAGCCUAGGUCUAGGUCUAACAAUUCGGAUCUCAAAAUUUUGAAGCCCAAUUUGACUAAGCCUAAUUAAUAUUUUUUUAAAAAUGGGUUGUUUAAAAUUAGGAAAAAAAAAUAUUUUUCAAUUUUAUUUUGAAAAAAUCGAAAAAUCAAAACUCUGAGCUGUCAAAAAUAUGAAAAAAUAAUUUGAAACAGUGAAUUUUUGAGACUUUUUCAGAAUUUUUAUGAUUUUCUGAAUAAAUUGUGGAAAUAUUUGGCUGAAAAUCCGAAAAUUUCCUUAAAAAAAACAGUUUUCAAAUCAAAUUUUCUAUCUAAAACGUUAAACAGAUUUAACAUUGUGUAAUGUCUUCAAAAAAUAUAUAUAAAUAAUUUGAAACAGUGAAUUUUUGAGAUUUUUUUUAGAAACUAUGAUUUCAUGAAUUUUUUAAAAAUCAAAUUUAUAAUCAAAAAAAUAUUGAUCUAAAAUUUCGGCAGGGAAAAAAUGUGGCUGAAAAUCAGGAUUCUGAAAUUAAUUAUUUUUCAAAAAACAAUUUUAAACUCAAAUUUUUUAAAAUAAUCAAAAUAUUCGAAUCAUCAAAAAAUAUAAAAAUAAUUUGAAACAGUGAAUUUUUGAGAAUUUUUUUUCAAAAUUUACCAAAUGUUAUCAUUCAAAAAAUUCAGAAAUUUCCAUUAUUCUAAUUUUGAAACGUAAAUUUUCUAGGAAAAAAUCUGAUGUCAGUGAGGAUUUUUCAAACGAAAAAAAUAGAAUUUCCAAGAAAUUGUGGAAAUAUUUGGCUGAAAAUCAGGAAAUUUCCUAAAGAAAACAGUUUUCAAAUCAAAUUUUAUAUCUAAAAUAAAAUACAAAUUGAACAUUGUGUAAUGUCUUCAAAAAAUAUAUGAAAAUAAUUUGAAACAGUAAAAUUUUGAGAUUUUUUUUUAGAAUCUACGAUUUCCUGAAUUUUAGUAUCAAAUUCAUAAUCAAGAAAAUAUUGAUCUAAAAUUUCGGCAGGGAAAAAAUGUGACUGAAAAUCAGGAUUCUGAAAUUCCAUUUGAUCAUUCAAAAAAUUCAGAAAUUUCCAUUAUUCUAAUUUUGAAACGUAAAUUUUCUAGGAAAAAAAUCUGAUGUCAGUGAGGAUUUUUACAAACGAAAAAAUAAAAUUUCCAAGAAAUUGUUGAAAUAUUUGGCUGAAAAUCAGGAAAUUUCCUAAAAAACAGUUUUCAAAUUUAAUUUUCAAAAAUUGAACAUUUUGUAAUGACGUUAAAAAAUAUAUAAAAAUAAUUUGAAACAGUAAAUUUUUGAGAUUUUUUUUAGAAACUAUGAUUUCCUGAAUUUUAGUAUCAAAUUCACAAUCAAGAAAAUAAUGAUCUAAAAUUUCGGCAGGUAAAAAAUGUGGCUGAAAAUCAGGAUUCUGAAAUUCAUUUUUUUCAAAAAAAAAAUUCAAACUCAAAUUUUUUAAAAUAAUCAAAAUAUUCGAAUCAUCAAAAAAUAUAAAAAUAAUUUGAAACAGUGAAUUUUUGAGAAUUUUUUUUUCAAAAUUAACCAAAUGUUAUCAUUCAAAAAAUUCAGAAAUUUCCAUUAUUCUAAUUUUGAAACGUAAAUUUUCUAGGAAAAAAUCUGAUGUCAGUGAGGAUUUUUCAAACGAAAAAAAUAAAAUUUCCAAGAAAUUGUGGAAAUAUUUGGCUGAAAAUCAGGAAAUUUCCUAAAGAAAACAGUUUUCAAAUCAAAUUUUAUAUCUAAAAUAAAAUACAAAUUGAACAUUGUGUAAUGUCGUCAAAAAAUAUAUAAAAAUAAUCUGAAACAGUGAAUUUUUGAGAUUUUUUCAGAAUUUAUGAUUUCCUGAAUUUUAGUAUCAAAUUCACAAUCAAGAAAAUAAUGAUCUGAAAAUUUUGAUAAAGAGUUUCAGAGUCGGAAAAUAUUUGGCUGAAAAUAAGGCCUCUGAAAUGCAUUUUUUUCAAAAAACACUUUUAAAUUUUUAAAAUAAUCAAAAUCUUCGAAUCAUCAAAAAAUAUAAAAAUAAUUUGAAACAGUGAAUUUCUGAGAAUUUUUUUUUCCAAAAUUAUUAUUAUUAUUCGCUAAAGCUGGAAAAAGAUGAUCAUUCAAGAAAUUUUAAUUUUGAAACGUAAAUUUUCUGGGAAAAAAAUCUGAUGUCAGUGAGGAUUUUUACAAACGAAAAAAAUAAAAUUUCCAAGAAAUUGUUGAAAUAUUUGACUGAAAAUCUGGAAAUUUCCUUAAAAAUUUUUCAAUACAACAUGAUUUUGAAAUACAACAUAAAUUGAACAUUUUGUAUUCUUCAAAAAAUAUAAAAAUAAUUUGAAACAGUAAAUUUUUGAUAUUUUUUUAGAAACUACGAUUUCCUGAAUUUUAGUAUCAAAUUCACAAUCAAGAAAAUAUUGAUCUGAAAAUUUCUGAUAAAGAGUUUCAGAGUCGGAAAAUAUUUGGCUGAAAAUCAGGAUUCUGAAAUUCAUUUUUUUUCAAAAAACAAUUUUAAACUCAAAUUUUUUUGAAUAACCAAAAUCUUCGAAUCAUCAAAAAGUAUAAAAAUAAUUUGAAACAGUGAAUUUUUGAGAAAUUUUUUUUUCAAAAUUAUUAUUCACUCUAAUUACAAACUUUGUUAUCAUUCAAGAAAUUCAGAAAUUUUCAUUAUUUUAAUUUUGAAACGUAAAUUUUCUAGGAAAAAAUCUGAUGUGAGAGAUAUUUUUUUUAAACUGCGAGUAUUGUUAAAUAAACGAAAAAAUAAAAUUUUCCAAAUCUCUCUCCCUUGAAACAGUGAAUUUUUGCUAGGGCAACGACACAGUUUUCGAAUGUCAAUUCGCUGAAUCCGGCGGAGCUGGAAAUGUUGUGCUCUCUCACAAUACCGCUAAAAAUAAUGUGGUUCUUCAAAAAGCUUCAGAAAUGCUGAUUCGCGACGGAUAUGCGGAUAUUGAAAAUGGAAAAGCAAUGUGUGGUGGAGAAAUGAUUCUCGAUAAUAUUCAUUUGGAUCUUGUGGAGAGAAAAUUGGUGGGUUCCGGGGGGAAUUUGGUUUCAAAAUGCUCCUGAGCUCUUCUAGAUGCACGUCAUUUCAUCCGGCCAAUACAACCUAUUUUUCGCGUUUGGUAACAUUGAUAGUAAAGGUGAGAAACAUAUGCAUGGAAUGGUUGGAAAAGAGGCGCCAUGGAGAUCAAAAGAACAAGUCAGAUUUUGUCAGAGAUGUUCGAGUUCUUUUGCAAAUGUUGAUACUAAUGGAAUUAUCGAUUUUAAGCAUUGA